Molecule: messenger RNA, 540 nt
Organism: Ascochyta rabiei
Lineage: Eukaryota; Fungi; Ascomycota; Dothideomycetes; Pleosporales; Didymellaceae
Exons: 1
Coding region: 1-540 (179 amino acids)
Source: RefSeq, a predicted model, not a curated record
AUGCUAACAAUCGUGGAAGAUCUUAGCGGUGAACAAGAGCUCUUUCCCAUGUUAGAGGCUCCUACGUGGAGAAACAACGCAGCCCCAGCGAUUGGCUCAACCCUCCCCCUACACUCCUCUUUCUUAAUUCACCAGUUGCUAUUGAUCCGCUUCAUCGUCCUUUUGGGCUGGCAAAUGUUCCUGAUGAUCUACUUCAACUGCCAAGUCGUUCGAUCGACACCAUGCUACGCAGCUGUUGCACGGAUCGGGCCAUUCAUUACGUCUCAACGAUUUACCAGUGGAGCGACAAAGAAGGAACAUCCAAAAGCGUUCACUUUAUCGAACGUUGUCAAGAUGAGCACCUCAACGCUGUAUCGUAGCGAAACGCUUGGUUGGCUGGCGACACAACCCUGGAAGACAUCCAGGACGACGAGCAAGGACGACUCAGCUGCAGAGAAUGUCUCGCCUCACGACUCGGCACCAAAGACUACCGUGAGCGACACAAAGCAGGAAAUUGCUCGAUCUGAAGAAGUAGUGACAGUCUGGCCGCACCUGUGGUAA